Molecule: messenger RNA, 3111 nt
Organism: Impatiens glandulifera
Lineage: Eukaryota; Viridiplantae; Streptophyta; Magnoliopsida; Ericales; Balsaminaceae
Product: homeobox-leucine zipper protein HDG5
Exons: 11
Coding region: 164-2656 (830 amino acids)
Biological process (GO): regulation of DNA-templated transcription
Molecular function (GO): lipid binding; DNA binding; DNA-binding transcription factor activity, RNA polymerase II-specific
Source: RefSeq, a predicted model, not a curated record
AUAUAAGUACUCGGAGAGUCACUGUGUGUAACAGUGAUAUUGUAGUUGGUGAGAGAGAGAAGAGUUAUAGAGAGAGAAAGACGCCAUUAAAGGAAAGGAAGGUGGGAAAUUAGACGGAUCUUUUGUCCCAUUUUCGAAAUACCUGGAUAAAUCAAGGAAUAGGAUGUAUGGAGAUUGCCAGGUGCUUACGUCCUCAUUGGGAGGAGGAAUGUCGACGGACACCCUGUUUCCGUCGCAGGUGGUCGGUCAGAACCCUAAUUUCAACUUCAUGGCUAAUUUGCCAUUCCAUUCUUACCCUCAUCCUCCUCCAUUAAUCCCUAAAGAGGAGGUUGUUUUGAUGAGAAGAGGAGGGAAGGAUGAGAUGGAAAGUGGAUCAGGAAGUGAACAAGGAGGAGUUUCAGGGAAUGAUCAAGACGGCUUCGAUCAUCAUCUUCAACAGCAUCAUCAGCAGCAACAGUUGCAGAUAAAUUCAAAGAAGAAACGCUACCAUCGUCACACGGCUCGUCAGAUCCAAGAAAUGGAGGCGUUGUUCAAGGAGUGUCCGCACCCAGAUGACAAGCAAAGGCUAAAGCUCAGCCAAGAACUCGGUCUCAAGCCACGACAAGUGAAGUUCUGGUUCCAGAAUCGCAGAACCCAAAUGAAGGCUCAACAAGAUAGGUCAGACAAUGUAGUAUUGAGGAACGAGAAUGAAAAUUUAAGGAAUGAAAAUUACAGGCUUCAGGCUGCCCUGAGGAGUAUAAUUUGCCCUGCUUGCGGUGGUCCUCCCGGCAUGAUGAUGGGCGAUAUCUGUACCUCCGAAGAUCACAACCUUCGCCUCGAAAAUGCACGUCUCAAGGAAGAGUUUGAACGAGUUUGCUGCAUUGCUUCAAGAUAUAGUGGAAGGCCACUUCCAUCAAUGGAACCGGCUUCAGACUCUCUUCUCCAUCCUUCCUUGGAUCUAGACAUGAACAUCUUUUCAAGGAAUUUUCACGACCCCAUCUCAAAUUGUGCAGACAUGUUCCCAGUAGUGCCCAUUGUCCACGACAAUCCUCAUUUCGUAUCUUCUCCUCCCGAACUCAUGAUCUUGGAGGAUGAGAAACCUCUAGCCAUGGAGAUGGCAAUGUCAUCUAUGGAUGAGCUUAUCAAGAUGUGUCAGUUUGGGGAGCCAUUAUGGAUGAGAAGCGAAGGUGGUUCUGGUUCUUCAACUGAUCGUGAAACGUUGAACAUGGAAGAGUACGGUAGGAUGUUCCCGUGGCUGAAGCAACAACAAUCCGGAAACAACAACCAGAUGAUUAAGAUGGAGGCCACCCGCUGCAGUUCCAUGGUCAUUAUGAACAGCAUAACCUUAGUUGACGCGUUUCUAGAUGCUAACAAAUGGUUGGAGCUAUUUCCUUCAGUUGUUUCACGAGCAAAGACUCUUCAAAUCAUCACAUCUCCUGUCUCCGGUCAUGCCAGCGGUUCCCUUCAUCUGAUGUAUGCAGAGUUACAAGUGCUUUCUCCAUUGGUGCCGACAAGAGAGAUGCAUUUCCUUCGUUACUGCCAACACAACCCGGAAGAAGGAAGCUGGGCAGUUGUUGAUUUCCCAAUUGAAAGAGGAAACUUUCACUUCCAAUCUAAUUCAUUCCCGAGAUGGUACAAGAGAAGACCAUCUGGCUGCAUCAUUCAAGACAUGCCCAACGGCUACUCAAGGGUUACAUGGGUGGAGCAUGGAGAUGUAGUAGAAGAUGAUAUUACAGUCCAUCAAGUAUUCAAUGAAUAUGUUAACAGUGGAAUGGCUUUCGGUGCUUCCCGUUGGCUAGCAGUUUUGCAGAGACAGUGCGAGAGGUUCGCCAGCCUCAUGGCCAGAAACAUUUCAGACCUCGGAGUCAUACCUUCCACGGAAGCUAGGAAGAACUUGAUGAAUCUUGCUCAAAGGAUGAUUAGGACUUUCUGCACCAACAUCAGCACCUCUUGUGGCUUGUCGUGGACAGCCUUGUCCGACUCAUUGGAAGACACGGUCAGGAUCGCAACCAGGAAGGCUACUGACCCAGGGCAGCCCAAUGGGUUAAUCUUAACCGCUGUCUCGACUACGUGGUUGCCUUAUCAUCACUUCCAGGUGUUUGAUCUCUUGAGGGAUAAGCAGCGCAGAGCCAAGCUUGAUGUUCUAUCUAAUGGAAAUUCGUUACAUGAGGUGGCACAUAUAGCAAACGGAUCACAUCCCGGGAAUUGCAUCUCUCUCCUACGUGUCAAUGUAGCGAGUAAUUCGUCACAAAACGUGGAGUUAAUGUUGCAAGAGAGCUGCACGGAUGAUUCUGGCAGUCUGGUCGUAUACUCGACCGUGAAUGUUGAUGCCAUUCAGCUAGUGAUGAGUGCCACCGUGGACGAACCGUCCACGUCAUCAUCAUCGUCAGCACCGUCCUUGUUGGCAUCGUCCAUUCCUCUCCUGCCUUUGGGAUUCGUGAUUAUACCCAAUAACAAUGGGUGUCUAUUGACGGUUGGACUUCAAGUAUUGGCUAGCACAAUUCCAAACGCAAAACUCAGUCUUUCUAGCGUCACGGCAAUCAACACCCACAUAACCAAUGUGGUGCACCAAAUUAACGCAGCUCUUGGCGGUGGCGGCGGCGGCGGUUCUGGUUCGGUGAUGUUUGAGGGCGAGACAUCUGGUGUUGGACUGCGGGUCCAACAAGAAGAAGACUAAACUAGGUGGUUCCUUAAUCUUUUCCUUGCCCACAUGUGGUAAUUACCAAAAACCUCCCUCUCUAAUUUGUUUUUGAAAGGGAUGUUAUGGGUAAUUAGCUGAGAAGGGCAGGGGUAAGAAGGGGAGAAUAAUAAAAGACAAGAAAGAUAUUGGUGUGUUUGUUUCUUUAUAAAUUUGUUAUUAUUAAUUAGUGUGUGUGGUUUUGGGGGGAAGGCUUGGAAGUCAAGAGCGCACCAGAUGACGGGGAGCCUUUGCUUUUUUUGGUUGUUUUGAAGUGCUAAAAUGCGCAGGAUGCGUAAGUUUGGUAGUAAUGUGGCCAAAUUUGCAAAGGGGUGUUGGUGAUAUAUGUGGUUCGGGAAUUGACUUCUACUUGGUUUGUUUGGUACUUUAAAAACUCUUUUAUGGUUUAUUUAUCAUUAAUUAAUUAAUUAAUUAAUUGCUCUUAAUUUGUUUUU